Pollicipes pollicipes is the source of this 387-nucleotide messenger RNA. RefSeq names its product cuticle protein CP14.6-like. The record is from RefSeq and is a predicted model, not a curated record. The transcript is spliced from 3 exons. Gene Ontology annotation, molecular function: structural constituent of chitin-based larval cuticle. The coding region runs from base 1 to 387 and encodes 128 amino acids. Lineage: Eukaryota; Metazoa; Arthropoda; Thecostraca; Pollicipedomorpha; Pollicipedidae. Gene Ontology annotation, cellular component: chitin-based extracellular matrix.
AUGAAUGCCAAGGUGACAGUGAAAUUUUCUCUUAGAAAGUGUCUCUCCAUCUCUAUCAUUCUUUUCUGCGUGCUGGCGUUAGUUGCGGCAGACCAGGGGGCGAGAAUCGUCAACUACCAGUACGGCAUCGAGGAGGAUGGCUCCUACGCAUCCCAGUACGAGACCACCAACGGGAUCUUGUCCAACGAGGACGGCAUCUCGUACCCGGGCAACGAGCCGGAGACUGGCAACUACGUGAGGACUGGCUCCUACUCGUACGAUUGGGAGGGCGUCACCUACACCGUCGACUGGACUGCCGACGAGAACGGCUUCCACCCGGAGGGUGACCACCUGCCCGACUUCAGCCACACCCGCGAGCACAUCGGAGGCGUUGAGGGUGUGCAGUAA